Molecule: messenger RNA, 1540 nt
Organism: Trifolium pratense (red clover)
Lineage: Eukaryota; Viridiplantae; Streptophyta; Magnoliopsida; Fabales; Fabaceae
Exons: 2
Coding region: 154-1443 (429 amino acids)
Source: RefSeq, a predicted model, not a curated record
ACCCAAAACGAAACUUCAUAAAACCGAACAAAUCUCCCCAACACAAAUCCUCAAAAUCCUCAAAAAACAAAGAAAAAAACACCAAAAACAAAUUUCAAUCCCAAAUCAGACCAAAACAACAUCAAAGAACAAAAACAAAACACAAACAUCACAAUGAUGAACCUUUUAGCUUUGAGUUUGUUCAUAACUUCACUCACAACAGCAAGCAUUUUCUCUCCAAAUCCAAAACAACAACAACCAAACACCAUUGUCAAAGAAGGACACAGAGUUGUUGUUGUUGAAUAUGAUCAAGAUGGUUAUCAAAACACCAAAAUCUCAAUCUCACCUCCCGAACAACAAUCCCAACAACAGAAUGAUUUCACAAACAUAGAUUCAGGAGGUUUCAUAGAAAACACCAAAGACAGAAUCAAACAAACAGCUUCUGUUCUUCCAAACAUGGGUCAAGGAAUUUCACAAGAUUCAUCAACAUCAUCAAAAUAUAAUCUUCAUACUCCUAAUGCUAAAGAUGCUAAAGAGCUUAUUUGUGAUGCAUAUGGAAAAUGCAAAGAAAAAAUCACAAACGCUAUGGAGAAAACAAAAGACAUAGCUUCAGAAACAAUAGACAAAAAGAAACAAAUCACAAAACAAGUUGGUAACAAUGUUUUUGAUGCGGUUGAAAAUGUUAAAGAAAAUGUUGAAGAAUACACAAAAGGGUCAUUAGAAAAAGGGAAAGAAACGGGUCAAACGCUUAAGGAACAUGUAGUGAAUAACAUGACAGAAGCAAAAGAAGGAGUGAAAAAGAUUGCAUUUUUAUCAUUAGAAAGUGUUGAAUCUAUGAUGAGUGUGGCUAAUUUGUUGGGAUUUGCAAGUGGGUAUGGAAUGUGUGUUUGGAUAACUUUUGUUUCUAGUUAUGUUUUGUCUAGGGUUAUGCCUAGACAACAAUUUGCUGUUGUGCAGAGUAAGAUUUAUCCUGUUUAUUUUAGAGCUAUGGGUUAUUGUUUGUUGGUUGCUUUGUUGGGACAUGUUUUUGGACAUGGAAUGAGACAUAAUAAGGGUGGUGGUAGUGUUUUGCAAGCUUGGAAUCUUUUGGGCUCUCUUUUGACUAUUUUUGUUAAUUCUGUUUACUUGGAGCCUAGAGCCACUAAGUUAAUGUUUGAAAGGAUGAAAAUGGAGAAAGAAGAAGGAAGAGGAAGAGAAGAUCUAACAACUAUUGAGCAUCAAAAUUCACCUGAUCCCAAAAAAUCAUCAACAACAGCAACUAUUACCAAUGUUGCUACUACAGAAAGAACAGAAUCUCUCACAGAAAGGAAAGAACAUGAUGAUGCUGUUAGAACAAAGAUAAUGAAGCUUAAUAACAAGCUGAAGAAAUUGAAUUCAUAUUCUUCCUUUCUAAACAUCCUCAAUCUCAUGUCUCUUACUUGGCAUUUGGUUUAUUUGGCACAAAAUGUUCACUAUAGUUGCUAAUUUAACCAAAUGAAUAGUGUUAAAUUAGUACUUGUUUAAGUGUUGUGUUUGUAAUGAUAUAUGUUGAUAUAUGGAAUGAAUGUAGUCUUUAGAUUUG